CCCCCACCGCCCCCCCCCAUCCCCCGGUCUGGACUCGGGAAUGGAAGUUAUUUUCGGAGGUUCAGAGCAGCGCGGACAGAGCGCGCGAUCUCGCCGCGCGACCGUCCAUCAGAUGCUCGCGCGCAGAAGUUAGAACUCCAGCAGCGCAGCCCGCGCGCCGACUGCAGCCAACAAUCCGGAUUAUUAAGUUUCAGGAUUCAGAUGAACCCGAUCAGCCGGUAUUCUCGGUUCCUCUUGGUUUAGAUUUCCGCCCGCGUGCACCGGUUUUACCGUCGCCGCGCGAGGCGCCCGAACUGCUGGAGAUGGUACCCGGGGAGCGCGCGUGAAGCGGCGGAGAGGAGGAGCAGCAGUUCGACCAGAACCGACCCGAACCGUGACGCGAGAGCAGAAGAUGAAGUCAGCAGCCUUCAUGUUUCUUCUGAUCAGUUCUGCCGCCUGCAUCAAUCUCAAAUACAUCUCCAAGAGGAACUCAGUGGACGGCUGUAUUGAUUGGUCGGUGGAUCUGAAGACGUACCGGGUUUUGGCGGGAGAGCCUCUGCGGGUGAAGUGCGCUCUGUUCUACAGCUACAUCAGAACCAACUACACCAUGACCCAGAGCGCCAAGCUGCGGCUCAUCUGGUACAAAAACAAGGGCGACUCUGAGGAGCCAAUCAUCUUCUCCGGCCACCGGCUCAGCAAAGAGGGGGACUCCAUCUGGUUCCGCUCCGCCGAGACGGAGGACAACGGAUUCUACACCUGCGUCCUCAGAAACACGACGUACUGUAUGAAGGUGUCAAUGUCUCUGACGGUGGAGGAGAGCGAGGAGGGGCUGUGCUUCAGUUCCAGGAUUCGUUACCUGGAGAAAGCUGAAAUCACCAAGAACAAAAUGAUCACCUGUCCCGAGAUCGACGACUACCUCGCCCCCUACAAACAGCCAAUCAUGAGCUGGUAUAAGGAGUGUCAGAAGAAGGAGUGGAGGAGCUCCAUCAUCAUUAACACCACCAGUCUGUGGAUCCCGGUGGUAGAGGAGGAGGAUGGAGGAAACUACACCUGUGAGCUGCAGUACGGGAGCAGGGUGGUGAGGAGAACAACCGAGCUCAAAGUCACAGCUCUGCUCACUGAUCGACCGCCGAAGGUUCUGUUCCCCCCCGAUGGACAGACCACUGUAAUAGACGUCCAACUGGGGAUGCCCCUCAGUCUGGACUGUAGAGCGUUCUUCGGCUACAGCGGAGAGUCUCGACCAAUCAUCUACUGGAUGAAGGGGGAUAAAUUCGUGGAGGAGCUGGAGGGACACGUCCGAGAGAGCGAAGUCAGGAUUGUGAGGGAGUAUCUGGGGGAGAAGGAGGUGGAGUUAUCUCUGACGUUUGAUGCGGUGGAGGAGACGGAUAUGGGGAACUACACCUGCCACGUGGAGAACCAUAACGGCAGAGGGCGGGGAAGUGCUCUGCUGCAGAAGAAAGAUAUGUACAGGCUGGAGCUGGCGGGGGGGCUGGGGGCGAUCCUGCUGCUGCUGGGGGUUUUUACUGCUAUAUAUAAAUGCUAUAACGUGGAGAUCAUGCUCUGCUACCGCCGACACUUCGGCAGCGACGAGACAGAAGACGAUAAUAAGGAGUAUGAUGCGUACCUGUCCUACACUAAAGUGGAUCUGGACUCGUUGGGGCGGGAGGUGAGCGAGGAGGAGCAGCUGGCGCUGGAGAUCCUGCCGGACGUCCUGGAGAAACAUUACGGCUACAAGCUGUUCAUCCCCGACCGAGACCUCAUCCCCAGCAGCAUUUAUAUAGAGGACUUGGCGAGGAGUGUGGAGCAGAGCCGGCGGUUGAUUCUGGUGUUGACGCCGGAGUUCGUGGCGCGGCGCGGGUGGAGUAUCUUCCAGUUGGAGACGCGUCUCCACGGCAUGCUGGUGACGGGCGAGAUCAAGGUGAUCAUGAUCGAGUGCGCCGACUUGCGGAACGUCAUCAACUACCAGGAGGUGGAGGCGCUGAAACACACCAUCAAGGCUCUGUCGGUGGUGAAGUGGCGUGGGCCGAAGAGUAACCGGCUGCGCUCGCGGUUCUGGAAGCAGGUGAUCUACGAGAUGCCGGCUAAGAAGAAGGAGACUCUGUCCCGCCGACAGGUCCUGGACUCGGGGGAGCAGGGACUGUUCGGGGACCUGCAGGCCGUCUCCACCCUCGCCGUCUCCGCCUCCUCCCCCGCCGUGGCGCCCGGCCACGCCGACAUCCCAGACUAUAACCAGGCCGCCCACCAGCAGAUGCGGCACUUCUGCCGGAGUUACGAGUUCGAGCUGCCGGCGCCGGCGGUGCAGAUCACCACCCUCAGCAACCGCCACCUGUACUGCAACAUCCCCAUGACCCUGCUGAACGGCCAGCUGAACCACGGCAACACCGGCAAGAGCAAACCGGAGAUCCACCUCAACAGCACCUUCGUCCCGCUGUCCGGCCGAGAACUCACCAGCGACAUCUGGUAGAUCCAGAACCAGCAAUACCGUCCUCCGGACCUCCUCACGCUCCUCACGUUCCUCAUUUAUACGAUUCUGUUUCAUUUAAUCUGCAUGAAGAUCUGUUUGAUUUUAACACUGAAGACAUGAUGUUUUAUUUCUCUCUUUUUCCAAAUCUUUCAAUUAUCAGCCAAUAAUUUAAUUUUCAUUUUUCAGCCAAAAACUAAAGCUAAUAAGAAGAAGCCGCUCGGAUCAUUUUCCUACUUGAAUCUUGAAUUUCUCCGUUUUGGAGAUUAAAGUAAUAAAGGACCUUGUUUUUCAUGUUCAAGGUGUGGAAAUAUAAUGUACAGUUUCAUAUCUAAAAAAAACAAAAACACUUCAAUACGACUCUGAAUAUCUGAAUAUAUGAUUAUUGAUUAUUGAUUAUUGGUGUAUGAGUUUUUUCUUUAUUUUCUUUUUUAAAAUAGUUUAUUAUUUUGAGAAUAUCUCAGCACAGUUAUGUAAACGGAGGUGGAACACAUUGGAUGUUAGCUUUAAAAAAAGAUCAUAAACAGUAUAUUAAACCAAUAAACCGUGUUUAAAUUUACAGAAGAAUAAUUAUCGUGUUUGUUUGAAGCCUAAAUAUUGAUUAUAUCUGAUUAUUAAUCUACCGUUUGCUUGAUUUUUCUUUUGCUUGAUUGUCGGAUCUCUGAAGAUUCAGAUUCAAUUUUAAUAAGAAUUUUAGUUUAAUUCUGUUUAAUAAGAGCUGCUUUGUUUCUGUUUGUCUGACAGACGUUUCUGUUCCUCUGUACGAAACACAACAAUCCAAAAUUAUAGCAAUUAAUUAAUGAACUGAUUUAUUAUUAAUAACGGUUAUGAUUGGGUGCACUUUUUGUAUGUGAUCACAGGACGCUCCGCACUGACGGGUCGCUCCGACAGGACGCUCUGCCAGGACUCUCUGAUGAGACAGUCCGUUGGGACGCUCCGUGGGGACGCUCUGUCGGGACGCUCUGUCGGGACGCUCCGACAGGACGAUCUGACGGGACUUUUUGACGGGACGCUCUGACGGCACUCUCUGACUGGAUGCUCUGUCGGGACGCUCCACCGGGAGGCUUCGACUGGACGCUCCGUUGGGACUCUUUGACGGGAUGCUCCAUGGGACGCUUCGCCCAGAUGCUCCGUCGGGAGGCUCUGUCAGGACUUUUUGACGGGACGCACUGACUGCACUCUCUGACACGACGCUCUGCCAGGAUGCUCGGACAGGGCACUCCAAUGGGACGCCCUGACAGGACACUCUGACAGGACACUUCGUGGGACGCUCCGUUGGAACGCCCUGACGGGACGUUCCAAAUGGACGCCCUGGCGGGACACAUUGACAGGACACUCUUAACAGAACACUCUGACAGGACAGUCUGACAGGACACUCUGACAGGACACUCUGACAGGACACUUUUACGGGACUCUCUGACAGGAAACUUUUACGGGACUCUCUGACAGGACACUUUUACGGGACUCUCUGACCGGACUCUAUGAUUUUUAGGAAGGUUAAAGAACACCAAAUUUUAUUGGUGAUUUCAUGUCUUUUCAUCUUUUCACAGCAUUUUAUACUCGACCGUCCAUCAUCAUCAUAUUCUACUACAAUAUAAAAGUCCUUUAAUAAACGUACCAUGUAGAACUGUUUUAUUAUGUGGAUAAAAAAAACCAAAUCAGAGAAAUACCUGAUCAUAUGAACAGUGUUAAUAAAAAAUCACAGAGUUUCUUUUAUUUAUUUGAUUUUAUUUGAUUGUAGUCAGAAUAAACCCGACGCUUAAAACCACGACUUUUACAGAAUCAUCAGUAAAACAGUGUUAAUCCACUCUCUGCUCACAGUGAGCACAGAUCUGAUCUGUAGAGAUUAACCUGAAUUCAGAAAUAUAAAAUCUAAUCAUGACUUCGUACUGUUACACACCUUACAAUGAGUUCACAGAAAGAAGGGGACAAAAUAACUGAAACACCUCAUCACUUGGUAUCAGUUUCAGAAUCAUAACAUGUUAAAGUGAUGUGAGAGGAAAUGGAAAUGUUAUAAAGUGUAAAGUUUUGAGUCUGAAAUGCAGGAAUUAAUUUUUAUUAAUAAACUAAAUUCUUCUUUCCGUCUACAAUCAAAUACUCAAUAAUUUCCCUACAGAUUUAAAUCAUUUUUGCUUUUUUAUCAUACAGUAAGUAUAUUUUUCAGAUUAUCAAACACAUUUUAAUAUCAGGCUGUAAUUAUUACUAAAAUAUACUAAAUAUAACCUGGGUACAUAUAAAAAAAACAGAUUUAAAAUGAUAAUUUAAUUUAUUAAUGGAAAAAAUAUAUUUAAACUAACCUGAGCCUGUGUAAAAAUAUUUCACUAUUAUCCACAACCAGGCCUGAUUACUGAUCCCAGACCUGUAGAAUCAAGAAAUCACUUAAAUAAAACCCGUCUGACAACAUGAAGCAGAUAAAUCAAUCAAUCAAUUAAUCAAUUAACCCCGAUUUUGACUCUGAAGUUCAUUGAGGGCCGGGCAUUUACAAAUAUUACAAAGAAAUAACUACCUUUAAUCAUUUUAAAGAUAAAAAUAGAUUAAAAUAAUAAUAAAAUAAUAAUACAACUUAAUUGAUUAGAAAUUAAGAUCAAAAGAAGAUAAGAUUAAUACAACAAAAAACAGUUAAAAAUAGAUCCUCUGAAAAAUGUAAGUAUAACAAAAAAGCAAAAGUAAAAGAAAUCCUUUUUUACAGAACUGUAAUAUAGAAUAAAAUAAAUAUAGUUUUUUUAUUAACAUUAAUCCUACAGUGUCAGGUGUUUCUGAUUUGGGUUUAUUGAUCCAGAAUGAUUUGUAUAAUCUGUGAUUUUACUGCAUGCAGGUUCUUUAAAAGUGAUCAGAGACUCCAAUAACCAGGAUCAAUAAAUAACCCAACAGCGCCAUCUAGAGGCAGGCGGUCCGCACUGAGCAUGGUGUUUCUUAUUUCUCAUCGAUUGAUUGAUAUUAUUAGAAUGAAUCAUUUGCAGAAAUAUUUCCAUGAAGCCAUUUGAGUAAAAACAUGUUUAGUUUAGUUUUGUUUUGUUUUUGAUUGAUUGUUUUUUAUUUUUAUUUUAUUAUAAAGCGAUGUGCUUUUCAUUAUUCUGUGCAAUAAAAGGACAGUGACAAUAAAAAGGAUUCAUGGAAAAAAGAA
This is a messenger RNA of Astyanax mexicanus (Mexican tetra), 5564 nucleotides long. It is a transcript of the gene il1rapl2, whose product is annotated as interleukin 1 receptor accessory protein-like 2. The transcript is spliced from 11 exons. The coding region runs from base 392 to 2443 and encodes 683 amino acids. Lineage: Eukaryota; Metazoa; Chordata; Actinopteri; Characiformes; Acestrorhamphidae. The record is from RefSeq and is a predicted model, not a curated record. Gene Ontology annotation, biological process: signal transduction.